AAAAUAGGGCGGGACUGAUCCUCGCCGCUUUUGUAGCGAAACAAUAACGAACUAAAAAUAUGAGGAUGCAUUGGUACUUUUAGCCACGACGAGAUUGGCAGGUUUAGCAAAAACCAGGGAAAACCAGUCCCAGAGACAAGAUGGCGCCCCAUUACAAGGAGACGGACGAGGCGGAGCUCGGGAAGUGUUGCAUUUGUUUCAGCCUGCGGCGCGGCGUCCUGUAUUUCGUGUUCCUCGACCUGAUCUUUUCUUUCAUCGCAUUUCUGAGCUUCAUUACGGACGACAUGCGUCCGGUCGCCGGCGGAUACAGUGUCUACGGACGGAUCGCGGCUGCGUCGCUGGGUCUGCUCGGACUCAUGAUCGGGUUCUCCCACGGGAAGAUGGGCGUGUUUGACGCGAACGCCGAGCGUCUGUCCGUUUGGCUCACGUUCGUGUACUUCAAGGUCAUUGCGUUGCUUUGCAUCUACGGAAGCGACCUCGGAGCCCUGCUCAAGUGCCCCGAGGGCGGCGAGGGCGACAGCGAGGCGUCACCGACGAUUCGCACACUGGCCCUGAACAACGCGUGCCCCAAGGCGUUGAUUGGGUCCAGCAUCGUCUUUGGCUUGAAGCUGGUGUUUCUGCUCUGCACCGUCUACGUCACGCGACGACUCAUCGAAAAAUGGAGCGUGGGAAUCCGCUACAAGAUCAACUUCAACCGGGACCCGUGGUUCAUAAACGACAAGAGUUUCGAAGACACGACCUCCUACAUGACCCUAGAUCGGAGAGGUGGAGCUGUGGAUGUUUGA
Amoebophrya sp. A120 is the source of this 785-nucleotide messenger RNA. The record is from the annotation of a GenBank genome assembly. NCBI's taxonomy places the organism in Eukaryota, Dinophyceae, Syndiniales, Amoebophryaceae.